UUCGAUUGUUUUUCUGUUCACAACAAGCGGUGGCUGGCCUGGUUUUUGGAGCUGGUUUCCGAGUGAAAAGUGCGAAAAAAUCCGUGAAUCUUGCUUCGAACAACGAAAAACUGUGCAAUUAGCCCAACCAAUGGAAGAAACGAAGAAGCUCGGCUACGACACGACGUGUCCCUUCAAUCCGGCCCAUCUGAUUCCGGCGGAAAGUAUGCAGAAGCACUUGCUCAAGUGCAGGAAGCAGCACAAAUCGUCGAGUAUGGUGAUCUGCCCGUUUAACCAAACGCACUACCUGCAUACACGCGAAUACGCCAAGCACAUUAAGACCUGCCCGGACCGGAUUUUGAUAGAAUCGUUUCGCUACACGGAGAAAGACGGCUCGGGGGGAAGUAGCAACCAGGAAACGGCACAAUCAUCAAUGGCCAGCUACGCCACGGAGACAGCAAGCUAUGAUGGCAACGACGAAGAGAACUGGGACGACAUGGAUGUGCCGGCCUACAACCCGCAAAAAUACUGCUUGGAGAACAAGGUCAUUCGCCAGUCCUGCCACUUGACUCCAGCAGAGAAGCGUGCAUUCUACGAGGAAGAACGAAUACGCCACAUGGAACUGAGCAAGCGGAAGCAAUAGUUAGGCGCUCGAUUUUGUUUUACGUUUUCGUGACUAUACUAAAGUAGAAAUCAAUAUAAUAUAGCCAUGUAGUGCUAAAGCUGCGACAAGGAAAAAGAAACGCGAACAGGAAUGAACAAGAAUGCCGCACUGUAUAGCAAGCGUACAAAGAGAUGAGAUGUUAUCAAAUACCACGGAAAAGGUUACUGUGCUUACUAUAUAGCGGUCAGACUAUAUAAUAUAAAACAAUAAAUGUUUUAAAGGUA
This is a messenger RNA of Anopheles aquasalis, 867 nucleotides long. RefSeq names its product gametocyte-specific factor 1 homolog. The record is from RefSeq and is a predicted model, not a curated record. Lineage: Eukaryota; Metazoa; Arthropoda; Insecta; Diptera; Culicidae.